GAGCCAUGAAGAUAGCCGUGUGUACACAGAGGGGGAGGAAUCAGACGAAAGAAUCAGCUUUGUGUGUAGCGGCAGUGUUUUGAAAGCCGAGGCCGGACGGAGAUUUGGCCUAGACCCAGCUGCCCAAUAGGAAACCUUGGAAGUGGGAGGGGAUUCUUUUACAUAGUCGCGAGAAUUAACGGUAGGAAGACCGAGCUUUAAAGACAGCGACGAAGAGGAAGCCAAGUGAGCCACCGCUAGUGAUGUAAUGGGCACAGAUUGAUAGGCCAUGUCUGUUGCUGCCUUCUCCGGACUGCCCCGGCUUUGCCUGCUUCUGCUUUCUGUACCUAUACAGCUGACAGGAUCUGCGGCACUGAAAUGUCACUGUGAACACUGUUCAAAAGAUAAUCAGACCUGUGUUACUAAUGGAAUGUGCUUGGCAUCGGUGAUAUUACAAGAUGGUAAAGAAACACACAACAGCAUGUGUAUUAAUGAAGUGGACCUUAUUCCACGGGACAGACCAUUCAUGUGUGCGCCCUCUUCAAAUAAUGGCAUUUACACUAUUCCUUUCUGCUGUGAUGAGGAUUUUUGCAACAAGAAAAUUCGGCCUUCAGUUGUUCCAUCAACGAAACCUAUUACUAUUUUUAGUCCGGUGGAGUUGGCAGCGAUUAUUGCUGGGCCUGUUUGUUUUAUCUGUAUUUUACUGAUGUUAAUUCUAUAUAUUUGCCACAAUCGCACGGUUAUCCAUCAUCGUGUUCCAAAUGAGGAAGAUCCUUCAAUGGACAGGCCCUUCAUAUCAGAGGGAACAACGCUUAAAGAUUUAAUAUAUGAUAUGACCACAUCCGGAUCUGGUUCAGGUCUGCCAUUGCUUGUGCAGAGAACUAUUGCGAGAACCAUCGUUUUGCAAGAAAGCAUUGGCAAAGGUCGCUUUGGGGAAGUGUGGCGAGGCAAGUGGAGAGGAGAAGAAGUGGCAGUCAAGAUUUUUUCAUCAAGAGAGGAACGCUCAUGGUUCAGAGAGGCAGAAAUCUAUCAAACUGUGAUGCUGCGCCAUGAAAAUAUUUUGGGCUUUAUUGCUGCGGAUAACAAAGAUAAUGGCACAUGGACACAGCUUUGGUUGGUGUCUGAUUAUCAUGAGCAUGGUUCACUAUUUGAUUACCUAAACAGGUAUACUGUAACAGUGGAAGGGAUGUUAAAGCUGUCAUUAUCCACUGCAAGUGGCUUGGCUCAUCUCCACAUGGAAAUUGUUGGGACACAAGGAAAGCCAGCUAUAGCCCACAGAGAUCUGAAAUCGAAAAAUAUAUUGGUAAAGAAAAAUGGAACUUGCUGCAUAGCAGACCUGGGCUUAGCUGUCCGACAUGAUUCUGCUACAGAUACAAUUGAUAUUGCACCAAAUCACAGAGUUGGAACUAAAAGAUAUAUGGCUCCAGAGGUACUGGAUGAUUCUAUAAAUAUGAAACAUUUUGAGUCCUUUAAACGUGCUGAUAUCUAUGCAAUGGGAUUAGUUUUCUGGGAAAUUGCUCGACGCUGUUCCAUUGGUGGAAUACAUGAGGACUAUCAGUUACCUUACUAUGAUUUUGUUCCAUCUGACCCAUCAGUAGAGGAGAUGAAGAAGGUGGUUUGCGAGCAGAAAUUAAGACCAAACAUUCCCAAUCGAUGGCAGAGUUGUGAAGCAUUGCGUGUGAUGGCUAAAAUAAUGAGAGAAUGUUGGUAUGCCAAUGGAGCAGCAAGACUUACUGCUUUACGCAUCAAGAAAACCCUAUCACAGCUUAGCCAGCAAGAAGGCAUAAAGAUGUAGUUUAUCACCCUGGACUGAAUUAUGCUAAAUUUUACCUAUUUGGUUCAUUCAAUCUGAAGAUUCAUUGUUCUACCUCACUGAGGAAACGGCCCAAGAUUGCUGCCUUUUUGAAACAUCAUAGGAUAAACAUAAAGCUCAAUGCAUACAUGCAGCAAAGUGUGUAGUCCUCGCUUUAUGUAUGUUGCAAUCUCCAUUUUCCCAGAACAUUUUGUAAAUGUGUAUUUAGUAUUAAUUUUAGUACCAAUGACAAUGCUGUUUUUUAUAUAUAAUUCAUCAAUGCACCCUACCUUGUGCCAUUUUUUCUUUUUGGUAUUACUUUUUUUUAAAACACCAGUACAGUAAAAAAAAAAAAAAAGUUUCUGUUCAGCUCAUUUCACAGCCUUUAAAUGUCAUAUUGCUCAAAUACCAUGUGGUGUUUUCUGGAUAUCUCUUAUGCAAGUUCCUUUUAUAUACAGUACAAUACAACUUGCCUUCAAAAUUAUAUGUAAUACCAGUAAGUGCCACACAGUUUGUAUGUAUCGGUACACAUUUUUAUCUUUUUUAGUAUUCAAUAUUAUGCAACAUUUUAAAGUUGUACAACAAAAAUAGCUACUAAAAUGUAAAGAAAAAAAUGUUUUAGAGUAUAGUUCUUCAGAAUUCUUUGGUGAGUUAUCUAAAUACAAAGUCCAGCAGCUAGAAUUGAUAUCGAUUUUGAGUGGAUGUUGAAGAGGGUCGGGGGGGUAGUAAUAAAUAAAGUAUGGUAUACCUUGACAUUAUUGGUCCAUCUGAAGGCAAUCAAGAUUUUAGCUACCGUUGGGGGGAUGAGUGGCUGUGUCUGUAGCUGUUGGCUGGUAUUGAAUUUACUGUUGUCCACCAAAAAUAAAUAUCAGUUUUGGCUGGGCUUAGACAUUC
Rana temporaria (common frog) is the source of this 2665-nucleotide messenger RNA. It is a transcript of the gene TGFBR1, whose product is annotated as transforming growth factor beta receptor 1. NCBI's taxonomy places the organism in Eukaryota, Metazoa, Chordata, Amphibia, Anura, Ranidae. The record is from RefSeq and is a predicted model, not a curated record. Gene Ontology annotation, biological process: protein phosphorylation; transforming growth factor beta receptor signaling pathway; heart development. The coding region runs from base 269 to 1774 and encodes 501 amino acids. The transcript has 9 exons. Gene Ontology annotation, cellular component: activin receptor complex; plasma membrane. Gene Ontology annotation, molecular function: ATP binding; activin receptor activity, type I; transforming growth factor beta receptor activity, type I.